AAUGGAACGAAAACUCUAUUUCGGAGUACAAGAACAAGUUUAAAACAAAUAAUAUCGCUUUCCAACUAAUUUCAUUAAAACUAGCAGGUAUUCUUUAUGAUUUAAUAAGGUACAAUAUAAUUACAUUUCUUCCAUAUUCAUUAGCAUUGUAAUUCUAGAGAAUGGCUAAUAUUUAUUUUCUAAUCAUAGCAGUAUUAUCCUUUUUUAAAUCUAUAUCACCUUUUAGUCCAGUCUCCUCAAUUGCACCUUUAAUUUUUGUUGUAUCGUUAUCAAUGUUAAGGGAUGGAUAUGAGGAUUAUUAAAAGCAUAUAAGUGAUAAUGAAUUGAAUUCAUCUCCUGCAAUAAUAUGGACAGAAAAAGGGUUUGUAAAAAAAACAUGGAAAGAUGUGCUUAUAGGAGAUAUUAUUAGAAUUGAUGAAUUAGAAAUUAUAUCAGCAGACAUUGUUGUUUUAUAAACAUCAUAAGAUGGUAAUUGUUUUAUAGAAACAUCUUCUCUUGAUGGAGAAAAGAAUCUAAAACCUAAAUAGGCAAUAAAAGAAACUUAAACAAUUGAAUGUAGAUCAGGUAUCAUUGAAUGUAUAAAUCCAAAUCCACUUCUUUAUACAUUUGAUGGUACUUUAUAUUUAGAUUCAAAAAAGAUUUAGAUCACUCAUAAAAAUUUCUUAUUAAGAGGAUCCAAAUUAAAAAAUGUGAAAUAAGCAAUUGGAGUUGUUGUUUACACUGGAAUUGAUACUAAAAUUAUGAGAAAUUCAGAAGGUUAAAAGAAUAAAGUUAGUAAUAUAGAUAAACUUAUUAAUCUAAGGAUUAUUUAUAUUUUAAUUAUGCAAGCUAUUAUUUGUAUUGUUUUAGCAAUUGUUUAUGGUAUCAAUUGUUAAAUUUAGAGUUAAAAUUUUAGUUAUUUUAGUAGAAAUUUUGCAGGAUAUCAAUCUUAUAAUGAAUAAAAUGAAAUUUAUGAUCCAGAUAUCCCUAAUUGUGCAUUGGCAUCUUUAAUGACUUUUGCUGCUUAUUUUUUACUAUUAAAUACAUUAAUUCCAAUCAGUUUAAUUGUCUCUUUAGAAUUUGUUAAAGUUGGAUAAGGAUUCUUUAUGUAAAAAGAUACAGAAAUGUAUUCAGCUGAAAAUGAUAAAUAUGUAAAAGUGUUUAGUACAACAAUUAAUGAAGAACUUGGUUAAGUUUAAUAUAUAUUUUCUGAUAAAACAGGAACUCUAACAUGUAAUAAAAUGGAAUUCAAAUUAUGUGUUUGUGGAGAUUCCAUAUAUGGUGAUAUAACAAUGUUUAGUAAAUAAGAAAUAACAACAUUUGUUGGAAAUUAAAUUCUAAGGAGAUAAAGUACUUUACAUAGAAGAAGAUCAACUUUAGUGAAUGAGAAGGCUGGUAUCGAAUAUGCAUUUUCAGGAGAUAAAAUCUAGUAAAUUAUUACAGAAAAAGAUCCUUAAAAAAAUCCUAUUUUAGAUUUAAUGAUUGAUAAAUAUGUCAUUCAUAAUUAAGGUGACUUAGUUAGAGAAAAUUUAAUGCUUUUAGCUACAUGUCAUGAAUGUGUUUUAGAAUACUAAGAAGAUGGAACAUUUAUAUAUUAAGGUCCUUCUCCAGAUGAGAUAGCUUUGGUUGAUGCUGCUAGAAGACUUAAUGUUAUAUAUAAAGGUAUAACAAUGGGUAUAAUGGAAAUUGAUGUACUUGGUUAAAUUGAAAAAGUUGAGCUUUUAUUUUCAUUUGAAUUUAAUAGUGAUAGAAAAAGAAUGUCUGUUAUUGUCAAACAUAAUGGAAUUAUAAAAUUAUAUACUAAAGGAGCAGAUGCAAUAAUAAAGGCUAGAUUAUCUCCAAAUUAAAAAUUUUUAGAUGGAAUAGAUUAAAAACUUGAUAUGUUUUCAAGAAAAGGACUUAGAACAUUGUGUUUAGCCAUGCGUGUACUUAGUGAAGAAUAAUUUAAUUAAUUUUCAAGAAGUAUGAAUGAUGCUUUAGGAAGUGGAGAAACAGAAAAACUUUAAAAUGAGCUUAUCAAUUAAAUUGAAAAAGAUUUAACACUAAUAGGAGCAACAGCAGUAGAAGACAAAUUAUAAGAUGAUGUUCCAGAAACCUUAGCUGAUUUUUUAAAAGCAAAUAUAAAUGUUUGGAUGUUAACUGGAGAUAAAUUAGAAACUGCAGAAAAUAUUGGUAGAUCUUGUAAUCUAUUAUAAGAAAAUAUGGAUGUAUUCUUUUUAACACCAGGAUGUGAAUCAAUAAAAAUAUUUAAUGAUGUUGCUGAUCAUAUUAUUAAUAAAUAAUCAACUAAACGAGCUAUUAUAAUUGAAGGGAUAGUAUUAGCAACUUUAAUUGAUGAUGAGAAAUUAACUAAUUAUUUAAUUACUUUAGUACCAUUUUUACAUACAGUAAUCUGUUGUAGAGUUACUCCUAAAUAAAAAGCUGAUAUGGUAAGAUUAGUGAAAAAUUCACUUGGUAAAAUUACAUUAGCUAUUGGAGAUGGUGCAAAUGAUGUAAAUAUGAUUUAAGAAGCACAUAUUGGAAUAGGUAUAUAUGGAUAAGAAGGUAUGAGAGCAGUCUAAGCUAGUAAUUAUGCAAUUGGAUAAUUUAAAUGUCUUUGGAAAUUAGUGUUAUAUCAUGGAAGAUAGAAUUAUAUACGUAUUUCUGAAAUGAUCUUGUACUUCUUCUACAAAAACAUUAUAUUUACUAUUCCAUAAUUUUAUUUUGCAUUCUUUUGUGGAAAUACUGGAACAAGUGUCUUUGAUUAAUUGUAAAUAUUUAUAUUUAUAUAUAGUUUUGUAUCCUUUUACAAUACAGUAUUUACAUUCUUGCCUGUUGUUAUAAGAGCAAUCUUUGAUGAAGAUGUUUUUUAUACAUCUAAAAGAAAAUAAACUAUUUUAGGUAGUAGAAGAAUUAAAGAAGGGGAAGAAGAAAAUGAUAUUCUUAGAUAAAAUUAUCCUCUAUUAUAUUAUAUAGGAUAAAGAAAUACAGUAUUUACAAGUGAAAAGUAAACAACAUAUUAUUAAUUAGAUUCUUUAAAUGGUUUUUUAUAGGUGUCUUUUAAGGAUUAGCUUGCUUUUUUUCUUUUUAUUUCGAAUUAAAUGAUACAACAUUUAUCAAACACACUGGUUUAAAUAAUGAUUUUUGGUUUUUCAGUAUGUCAAUGUCGACUGCUAUCAUGAUUGUAAACUAAUUCUUUAUCAUCAGCUUGUCACUUUGAAAUUAGCCUUGAAUACUUAAUUUUGGACAAUAAUAACUUGGAUUGCUUAUCUUGGAACAAGUUUAGGCACAUAUUUUGCAUAUAUGUGGGUUUCAAAUAUUAUUCCUCAAUCAUCAAUCUAUGGUACUACUAGGAUGUUAUUUUCCAGUCCUGCAUUUUAUUUAAGUCUUGCAUUAUCUGUAUUAUCUAUGUUUAUUCUUGAUUUAUUAAUGUUUACAAUGAAGGUUUCUAAAGAUACUCUACUUAAUUAUAUGAAAAGAUAAGCAAGAUCAUCAUAAAAUUUAGAAUUAUCUAAAAUAAAAAAAUUAUAAAAUAAAAAUGAAGAUAAUAAUAAUGAAUUAGAAAUACCUAUUAUAAGGUUAUAGUAACAAAAGAGCCUUAUAAAUUCUAGUAUUAGUGCAACCUAAUCAAUUAUCAUAAGCUAAUCCAUUAGUGGAAGCUAACCAAAUAGUGGAAGCUAACCAAUAAUAUAAAGGAAUAGAGAAAAUUCAAAUUUCUAUUUAUGA
Molecule: messenger RNA, 3684 nt
Organism: Paramecium pentaurelia
Lineage: Eukaryota; Ciliophora; Oligohymenophorea; Peniculida; Parameciidae
Source: the annotation of a GenBank genome assembly